UUAUUUUAAUCCAAUGUUUACAUUCAAGAGAUAACUUGUUACCAGGAAAUUAUACCACAAUUAUUUUCCAAAUAAAUGAUGUUUAGCUCAAGGCUGAAUAGACUUUUAAAAAUUUUGAAGAAAAAAAAAGACUGUACGUCCUAGGUCCAUCCCAUAAAUAGUAGAAAAUGGUUGAGAGAUUUCUACUGAAGGCAUUAAGCAUCAUGCCAAAUUGUCACUAAACAAACUGUUAACGUGAUGUGUUUAAGAGAAAUUAUGUAAUUAUGUUACCAUUGUUAAAUUGUACUGUGAUAUCUUCCUAGUCAUAAAGAAAUGGACAGUGGGCCAGAAAUAAUGAGUCUGGCCUAUGACAAGCCGUAUUCUUGCCCGGAUUGCAAUUAUCGUUGUACAACUAAUGGAAAUUUGAAAAUUCAUUUGCGAACGCACACAGGAGAGAAGCCGUACAAAUGUUCAGACUGCGAUUAUAAAUUUUCACAGAUCGGAAGUCUAAAACGACAUUUGAUGUUGCACACCGGUCGGAAACAAUAUUUGUGUGCAUUGUGCGAUUAUAAAUGCUGCCAGUCAUCGGAUUUAAAGAUCCACAUAAGAUCUCAUACAGGGGAGAAACCAUUUUUCUGCCCCGAUUGCGACUUCAGGUGUUCUAAUUCGAGCAACCUGAGCAAGCACGUAAAGCAAGCGCACACCGGGGAAAAAAGAUACAGCUGUCCAGCUUGUGAUUACAAGUGUUUAACCGCAAAUCGGAUGAAAACACAUAUUCUCACUCACACAGGUGAAAAACCGUACUCCUGUUCGGAAUGCAGUUACAAAACUGCGCGUGCCGGUUCUCUAAAAUCUCACUUUAGAAUUCACACCAGGGAAAAACGGUUUUCUUCCAAUGGAUGUAACUAUAAGGACACUCAGUGUGCAAAUUUAAUAAACAUUUCCAAGCACAAUGGAGAAAAGCCUUUUUCCUGUACCGAAUGUCUAUUUAUGUGUUCCACCUCCAAUUAUUUAAAAAAGCAUUUAAGAAAAAAACACGAUUAAAAUAUUUAAUAAAUGCCAAUGGACCUUGAAGUCAAGAAUACAUAAAUUAUUCACAUGUAUUGAUAAUAAAUUUUCAUUUGUUUAUUUUUGUUA
Messenger RNA from Cimex lectularius (bed bug), 1116 nucleotides. RefSeq names its product gastrula zinc finger protein XlCGF49.1-like. Bases 313 to 1023 code for a protein of 236 amino acids. Gene Ontology annotation, molecular function: DNA-binding transcription factor activity, RNA polymerase II-specific; RNA polymerase II transcription regulatory region sequence-specific DNA binding. The transcript is spliced from 3 exons. Gene Ontology annotation, cellular component: nucleus. Gene Ontology annotation, biological process: regulation of transcription by RNA polymerase II. The record is from RefSeq and is a predicted model, not a curated record. NCBI's taxonomy places the organism in Eukaryota, Metazoa, Arthropoda, Insecta, Hemiptera, Cimicidae.